AUGCCUACUGUUGCUGAACUUAUUUUAUUGUACAGUAAUGAACGUUGUAAUCGUUCACGAAUGCAUGAUCAAGGAACAAGUGCAGAACGUAGAUACAAGCGCAGUCAUCGUAGGUCUCCUGGUUCAACCAAUCAUCAACGUCGUAGACUUAGGCGCCAUCCAUCACCUGGAAGCGGAGAUGAAAAUAUGCAUCAUAGACACCAUAGACAUAAAGAACGGUCACAUUCAAAGGUCAGUAGUUAA
Macrosiphum euphorbiae (potato aphid) is the source of this 243-nucleotide messenger RNA. Lineage: Eukaryota; Metazoa; Arthropoda; Insecta; Hemiptera; Aphididae. The record is from the annotation of a GenBank genome assembly.